UGCUAUUAGCGUCUGUUAUUCUCAGGAUUUUUACUCUUUCGUUCUUGUUUAAAACGAAACUAUGCUGAAAAGUUAUUAACAUUGCUUAUAUUAUUUUAUAUGAUGAUAAUUCAAUAACGCUGUUCUACCACCCUUGUUUUAUGAAAAUUGUAACUAUUUCAACAUUAACAAGACAAUGUAUUAUAUUUGCAUAGUUUCUAUCCUUAGAUCGUGUAUACCGAUUAUACAUCCAAUCUGUAACUGAAGAAAUGGGGUGAUUGGUAAUGUCAAACAACUUGAAAUGAUAAUUGGAACUAGCGAUAUCAUUCAUAUCCAUGAUAAAGAUAUUGAGAGGUUGUUGGUUUCAUUGGAUCAAAUAUGUCAGAAAGUUGAUGGAAGACAAGCUGAUGUCAUCUUUCUUAGAGAGCUUCUUCAAAAUCGAUCUCUUCAGGCACUUGUUUUAGUUCAUAAUCGGGUUUCUACUUACAAUGGUCGUCAAAUACUUCCAGCAGUUUUACAAAGCUGCAGUUUGUCAGAGGAGAUUAUAUCAUCAUUACAAAGUAGUUCAUUAAAUGAAGCCAGAGAAUUAAUAUCUAUUCUUCGUAAACCUUUUGUAAAAUCUCUCCUAUUAACUCAUGAUCUGAUAGCAAAAAAGGAUUUUGAACCAGCUUUGCCUGAAAUUGUACAUGAUGCAGAAGAUGAUGAAGAAACAGUAAAAAUUGUCCAACUUGUAAAAAGCAAUGAGCCACUGGGUGCCACAAUUAAAUAUGAUGAGCGAACUGGAACCAUAAUUAUUGCCCGAGUACUUCAUGGCGGGGCAGCAGACCGCAGUGGUUUGAUUCAUGCUGGUGAUGAAGUGCACGAAGUCAAUGGAAUAAAUAUCAAAGGCAAAUCUCCGCAUGAUGUUGUGAAUAUAUUACAAUGCAGAGAAGGUCCAAUUACAUUCAAGCUUGUUCCAAGAGAAGAAUGUGUGCCGUCUCGAGAAAGUCGUUUAAGAGUGAAAGCGCAUUUUUGUUAUGAGCCUAGACUUGACAAUCUUAUUCCUUGUAAAGAAGCUGGGCUUCCAUUUUUUAAAGGUGAUAUUCUUCAUAUCGUUAAUCAGGAAGAUUUACAUUGGUGGCAAGCGAGAAAGCAUGGAGAGAAGAAUUCCAGAGCUGGUCUUAUACCCAGCCGUCAGUUGCAAGAAAGGAGAUUUGCAGAAAUGCGUGAUUUGUCAUCUUUGCUUGAGGAUGAUUUCAUUGCUGGUUGCAAAAUACCAGUUCUGAAGGAUCACCGACCCAGAAAAAUAAAAAAGAUACUUUAUGAUGCUACUGAAAAUGAUGAUUUUGAUAGAGAAGAAAUUGCUACUUAUGAAGAAGUUGCAAAAUUGUAUCCUCGACCUGGAUUGUACCGUCCUAUAAUUUUAAUAGGCCCUCCUGGUGUGGGAAGAAAUGAGCUGAAAAGACGAUUGAUAGCUUCAGAUCCAGACCAUUUUAGACAAACCAUCCCUCAUACCAGUCGUCCAAAGUUUCCUUGGGAAGUUGAUGGUAAAGAGUAUUUCUUUUGCUCCCGAGAAAUUAUGCAGGAGGAAAUAAAAAUGGGAUGGUUUGUUGAAUAUGGACAAUAUAAAGGAAAUUUAUAUGGAACAAGUUUAGAAACUGUCAAAUCAAUAAUAAAUGCUGGCUAUGUUUGUGUUAUGACACCUCAUCCUCAAGCUCUAAAAGCAUUAAGAACGCCCGAAAUCAAGCCAUAUCUCAUUUUUAUAAAACCACCACCAUUGGAUAUUUUGAAAGAAACAAGAAUUCGAUCAAAUGCAAGGUCAACGUUUGACGAAUUUUGUUCUCGAGGAUUUACUGAUAGUGAAUUUCAUGAUAUAGUGUACAAUGGACAUAAGUUAGAAUUUCUAUAUGGACACAUGUUCGAUGCUGUGAUUGUAAAUGAUGACCUUCUCCGGGCAUUCCAAGAAUUACUCCAAGUAGUUAGAUUUGUAGAAACAGUGCCUCAAUGGGUUCCUGCCAGUUGGGUUGCAUCCAGCUAAAAUUAGGUAUAAAUCAUAGUACAAAACAAUUGUGAAUUAUAUCUUAAUUUUGAGAUUAUGUCCAAUGUCCUUCGUUGCAUCAUUUUAAAAAUGGUGCAGUUUUAUGUGAUCAGAAUUUUAUAACUUUUAUAUAUAAAUCUAUAUAUAUAUUAUAUACAU
Argiope bruennichi is the source of this 2155-nucleotide messenger RNA. RefSeq names its product MAGUK p55 subfamily member 7-like (gene metro). Gene Ontology annotation, molecular function: protein binding. The record is from RefSeq and is a predicted model, not a curated record. The transcript has 15 exons. Lineage: Eukaryota; Metazoa; Arthropoda; Arachnida; Araneae; Araneidae. Gene Ontology annotation, cellular component: plasma membrane; cell-cell junction. Bases 281 to 1996 code for a protein of 571 amino acids.